AUGGCGAGCUCGGGGUCGCUGGAGACGGUCAUGCCUUCCUCCUGUCCCCGGCACGACGGCAGGGCCGCCGCCGCUAACCCUUCCAAGACCCUGGCCUUCUCCAUCGAGCGGAUCAUGGCCAAGACGUCGGAGCCCAAGCCAGCCUUCGAGCAGAGGCACGGCGGGCCGGGGCCGGAGCCGGAGGCGGGCAAGAAGCCGCUGAGCCUGUGCUCGCCCCUGCCUUGCGUGAUCCCCAUCCCGCCGCUGGGCUACGAGGUGCCCUCCAAGACUCUCCUCAACUACUCGGAGCUGUGGAAGAGCAGCCUGCGGGGCGGCGCGGGGCUUUGCAAAGCCAACUGCGGCGUGUGCUGCAAGGCAGAGCUCGCCCUGGGCCAGCCCAGCGGCCGGCUCAUCAAACCGCAGGUCAUCCACCAAGCGGGGGCCGUGCCGGCCGCCCCCCGCUCCCUCUACUACUUCAACUACCUGGACGCCGCGUACCACCCGGCCGACAUCCUGCAUGGACAGCUCUUCCCCGCCGGCCUGCUGGGCGCCCCGCCGGCGGGGGGGCUCUCGGCCCACCAGAAGCUUUUCCUGCUGGAAAACGCCAAAUUGGCGGGGUUGGCGGCCGAGAAGCUGCCGCCGCCGCCACCCUUCGCCCACAAGGAGCGACUGCCGGGACACCUGGACCAGGUGAUGAAGGAGGCGGCGGCGGCGGAGCGCGGCGGCCCCCCCAAGGGCCACGCCAAGCUCGGGGGGGGCGGCGGCGGCGGCGCGACGGAGGGCAAGCCCAAAAACUUCACCUGCGAGGUCUGCGGCAAGGUGUUCAACGCACACUACAACCUCACCCGCCACAUGCCGGUGCACACGGGGGCCAGGCCCUUCGUGUGCAAGGUCUGCGGGAAGGGCUUCCGCCAGGCCAGUACCCUGUGCCGGCACAAAAUCAUCCACACCCAGGAGAAACCCCACAAGUGCAACCAGUGCGGGAAGGCGUUCAACAGGAGCUCCACGCUCAACACCCACAUCCGCAUCCACGCCGGCUACAAGCCCUUCGUCUGCGAGUUCUGCGGCAAGGGCUUCCACCAGAAAGGCAACUACAAGAACCACAAGCUGACCCACAGCGGAGAGAAGCAGUAUAAGUGCACUAUUUGCAACAAAGCCUUCCACCAGAUCUAUAACUUGACUUUCCACAUGCACACCCACAACGACAAGAAGCCCUUUACGUGCGUCACUUGCGGGAAAGGAUUUUGCAGAAACUUUGAUUUAAAGAAGCACGUCCGAAAGUUGCACGACAGCGUCUCCAGCGCUGCUCCGCCGCCGCCGCCGCCGCGGGAGCCGGGGCGCAGCGGGCAGAGCUAA
Phalacrocorax carbo (great cormorant) is the source of this 1335-nucleotide messenger RNA. The record is from RefSeq and is a predicted model, not a curated record. NCBI's taxonomy places the organism in Eukaryota, Metazoa, Chordata, Aves, Suliformes, Phalacrocoracidae.